Molecule: messenger RNA, 1820 nt
Organism: Ixodes scapularis (black-legged tick)
Lineage: Eukaryota; Metazoa; Arthropoda; Arachnida; Ixodida; Ixodidae
Product: ascorbate transporter, chloroplastic
Exons: 3
Coding region: 321-1508 (395 amino acids)
Biological process (GO): transmembrane transport; monoatomic anion transport
Cellular component (GO): membrane
Molecular function (GO): transmembrane transporter activity
Source: RefSeq, a predicted model, not a curated record
UGGCCGGUGGUAGAGUGUACUGCCUUAUGCUGUUUUCUCCUACCAGCCGUCUUUUCAGCAGCUGGUAGCUGGUUCACACGGCCUGAACAUUGUUCCAGAAAGACCCGAUCCCAGCCAGACUUCUGAACUGCGCAAAAGAACUACGUGAUCGCCCAAGACAGCUUCCACAGCUGGCGAGUGAACACGACCCGGGGCGGCCGCAUACCGGCAAUUGGAGAGCCCCGAUCGAGCCAUGCGUGGCAGUUCCAGCGUCUACGACAAGCGUCCUCCGACAUUCGCGCACUGACAUUUCGCUCAAACACCGAAGCGGCAUCCUCGACAUGCUGCCCCGGCGGUCGCGUACGGUGGCACUCUGUUCGCUGGCGAACCUAAUUAACGCGGCGGACCGCGUCAUCAUGCCGAUCGCCAUCAUUCCCAUGUCCGAAGAGUACCGCUGGAACCUCCACUGGCAGGGCUGGAUCCUGAGCGCGUUCGCGAUCGGCUUCAUCACCAGCCAGCUGCUGGGGGCUCGCGCCGGAAGCUGCCACAGCAACAAAGCCGUUAUGACCUGCGCCGUCCUACUGUGGUCGACGUCGACAAUCGUCACACCGCUCGUGGCGUCUUCGUUGCCCCUGCUCCUCCUCAGCCGCGUCCUGCUGGGGUUCGGCGAAGGCCUGGGCCUCCCCACCAUGUUCCACAUUGUGGCGCAGACAACGCCGGCCGAGGACCGUCCGUGGGCCUUCUCCUGCCUCAUCACCAUGGGUGCCGUGGGCCAGACGACGGCCGCCAUGAUCUGUCCUCACCUUGCCUGGCAGACGACGUUCUACGCCUUUGGAGCGUUGGGACUCGCCUGGAUGCUCGCGUGGAUGGUCCUCCACCGCGACGAUCCUACGCUACCUCGAGAAGAGAACAAGGGACCUCGCAUCUCGCAGCUCCUGUGCCACUGGUCACUGUGGGCCAUCUAUGUGGCACACUUUGCCAUGAACUGGUCUAGCUACCUCAUCAUGCAGUGGCUCCCGACAUACUUGUCAAGGGAGCUGGCGGCUUCGGCGGGUGACCUGAGCCUGACGGCCGUGCCGUACGUCUGCAACUCGCUGUGCGCGUCGCUGACGGCCGGCUUUGCCGACUCCUUGCUGGCAAAGAAGCGCUGGAGUCUGCUGACAGUGAGGCGGCUGGCGACCUGCUUCGGCCUGCUGGGUUCGGGACUGUUCCUGUUGUGUUUCUGCGCGGUGAACAGUCUGUGGCUGGCGCUGCUGGCCGUGUCGCUGUCGAUGGGGUUGCUGGCAUGCAAUUCGGCGGGUCACCUGGGGAACCACGCGGAUGUGGCGUCGCCGGGCUACGCGGGGCACAGCUUUGCCCUGUCUAAUACUCUGGCCACCUUGCCGGGAAUCCUGUGCGGCCCCCUGACGGCCGAACUGGUCACCCAGUCCCACGGCCGCUGGUUUCCGGUCUUCGUGCUGGCGGCAGCAGUCAACUUCGUGGGAGCCGUCGUCUACGGCAGCCAGAGCUCCACCAACCAGGCCUUGUGAUCCGGGUGCCGCCGCCACCAACACUCGUCGUCUAGUCUACGCACACCGACUCUGCCAGUCGCCACGGUGCGAUUUCGUGGCGCAAAGACACCGUGGUGAAGCACCCCCAGGCCUUGGAUACGGCCGUCUCGCCACCCCCCAAAAGUGCUUUCAGAAGGGAACUAUAGUACCACAGAAGUAACGAAUUGCAUCUAAGGUGCUUACAAGAUGCAACUUGUCGCCUUGAUGGGUCAGUCCUGUAAGAGUCUCAAAUCGCGGCGAUUCCCGUAGACUACUCAAAACAAAACAACUCUAACUGCGAGGCCCGCCGUC